GUGAUAGAGAGAAGUUUCGCAGUGUUGUAUCUCAAUCCACACGUUUGCCAUUGUCCGCGUAGAAGAGAUGGCUUUAAAAUUUCUAUUACUCGUCGGCCUGUUCUUCAUCGCUAUUGGCGUCAUCGCGCAGGAAAGUGUGAAACAAUCGGCCAGACAAGAGUCGCCGUGGGCUUGGGCGUGCCGAACGGGCCGAGGGUGCGUCAAAGUGGCAAAAGAUUCACCCGUGCAAGAUGGAGACGACAUGACCAAUCCAACUUUGGCUGGAUGCAAGUUAACUUGCAACGGCGAGUCCACCCUGUGGCCAAAACCUCGCAGUAUCAUCUCCCUUUCAAAAACCCUCGUAUCUUUCCAUCCAACGGACAUACGAAUCAAUCGCAUUUCGGCUCCGACUCCAAAGGUCAAAUCAUUGACAAAUGAGGCCAUUCAAGUACUACGAAGUACUAUCCGCAAGGGCAUUCCGAGUACGCACAGAGGUCGCAAUCAAACAAAAGAGACACAACGACCUUACAUCAAUAUUCAAGUAUCCAUCGUGUCGGGUGAAGAACGCAUCGAGAUGACAACUGACGAAUCUUACAACUUACACGUCGAAACGAUUUUUGCCACGGCCGCAACGCCCGCUAGUCCCCGUAGCACUACGUCCGUCUCAAUCACGGCUACUACCUUCUUCGGCGCUCGCCACGGACUUGAAACACUAUCACAAAUUAUGGCCUGGGAUGACACCUUGGGAAUGAUGAUUAUGUUAACGGACGCCAACAUUUCAGAUUCGCCAGCCUACGUUCAUCGUGGACUUCUCGUCGAUACGUCACGUAAUUACGUAAGCGUUCCAGUCAUCAAGAAAAUUCUCGACGCCAUGUCUUACGAUAAACUCAACGUGUUCCAUUGGCACCUUACGGACACGCAUUCUUUCCCUUUUGUAUCUACUCGGGAACCGAGAUUGGCCCUUUACGGCGCUUACUCUUCCGACAAAGUAUACCGACCUGAAGAUAUUAAAGAACUCGUUCAUUACGCCACCGUUAGAGGCAUCAAAAUCGUGCCAGAAUUCGACGCUCCUGCUCACGUUGGAAGCGGAUGGGAAUGGGGGGAACGUGCUGGAAUGGGUCAGUUAGCACUUUGCAUCAACAAGGAGCCAUGGUCAACAUACUGCGUGGAACCGCCAUGCGGAAUGCUAAAUCCCGUUAACGACAACAUCUAUUCCGUAUUAAGCAAUAUCUACCAGGACAUGCGAGACUUGUUCGUCAGCGACAUUUUCCACAUGGGUGGCGACGAAGUCCAUUUCACGUGCUGGAACGAAACGACUGAAAUUACCGAUUGGCUAAAAACGCAAGGACGGACAAACAGAAGCAAAGAAGAUUUCCUCUAUGUAUGGACCUAUUUUCAAAAUCGAGCGUUAGCCGAACUGGACAAAGCUUAUGACAAUGAACAACCCGUCGUUCUCUGGACCAGCGGUUUUACAGAGGAUGGCCGUGCAGACAAAUAUCUGGACAAGAAUCGAUACGUCAUUCACAUUUGGACAACCGCUACCGACGAGAGUAUCGCCCAAUUGUACCGUCAAGGUUUCAAAUUGAUUAUGUCAAAUUACGACGCAUGGUACCUUGAUUGCGGUUACGGACAAUGGGUUGGUGAUGGGCCAAACAAUUGGUGUUCACCAUACAUCGGCUGGCAAAAGGUCUACGAAAACAGCCCCCGUAAACUAAUUGUUAAUUUCAACGAGACAUACAACCCAAAACAGAUAUUAGGUGGUGAAGGCGCCAUAUGGUCUGAACAGGUUGACAGCACGACUAUCGAAGGGAAAUUGUGGCCUCGUAUGUCAGCUGUAGGAGAGAGGCUAUGGAGCGAUCCAGACACAACAUGGAGAGCUGCCGAACAUCGUCUCUAUCAUCACCGCGAACGACUAGUACAACGUGGAAUACAAGCAGACGCCCUUCAGCCAGAGUGGUGUCACCACAACGACGGCUAUUGCUUCCUCUAAUUGCAGUAGACAACAUGUACCCGGAAUCAACAAAAAUGUUCAAGGUGAUAGAGCCCUUAAGUUCUUGAAAUGUCACCUUGACGAUGUCUGCUGGUUGCUAUAGUGAUCGAUCACCGAAAUAAAACAAAAUUGUCGCAAUUGACAA
Messenger RNA from Daphnia carinata, 2114 nucleotides. It is a transcript of the gene Hexo1, whose product is annotated as chitooligosaccharidolytic beta-N-acetylglucosaminidase-like. The record is from RefSeq and is a predicted model, not a curated record. Gene Ontology annotation, cellular component: membrane. Lineage: Eukaryota; Metazoa; Arthropoda; Branchiopoda; Diplostraca; Daphniidae. The transcript is spliced from 5 exons. Bases 68 to 1969 code for a protein of 633 amino acids. Gene Ontology annotation, molecular function: beta-N-acetylhexosaminidase activity. Gene Ontology annotation, biological process: ganglioside catabolic process; glycosaminoglycan metabolic process; carbohydrate metabolic process.